Messenger RNA from Chlorella variabilis, 1749 nucleotides. RefSeq lists its product as hypothetical. Gene Ontology annotation, biological process: positive regulation of translation. The record is from RefSeq and is a predicted model, not a curated record. NCBI's taxonomy places the organism in Eukaryota, Viridiplantae, Chlorophyta, Trebouxiophyceae, Chlorellales, Chlorellaceae. Bases 1 to 1749 code for a protein of 582 amino acids. Gene Ontology annotation, molecular function: ribosome binding; GTPase activity; GTP binding. The transcript is spliced from 15 exons.
AUGGUGGCCCCCGACCGCGUGCGCAACUUCUCCAUCAUCGCGCACAUCGACCACGGCAAGUCCACGCUGGCGGACCAGCUGCUGAUCAAGACAGACACGGUGGAGAACCGAGACAUGCAGGCAUGCCUCCUUGCAUGCCCCUCCUGCGCACUCCCAUGGAUGACCACACAGAGCCACGCCUUGCAACUGCCCGCAGUGUCGCGCUCGCUGGCUGCCUGCGAGGGCUGCCUGCUGGUGGUGGAUGCCAGCCAGGGCGUGGAGGCGCAGACGCUUGCCAACGUGUAUCUGGCACUGGAGAAUGAUCUGGAGAUCAUCCCGGUGCUCAACAAGAUCGACCUGCCGGGCGCCGACCCGGAGCGCGUGAAGCGGGAGAUUGAGGAAGUGAUUGGGCUGGACUGCAGCCACGCCAUCAUGGCCUCCGCCAAGCAGGGGCUUGGCAUCGAGGAGAUUCUGGAGGAGGUGGUGCGGCGCGUGCCGCCGCCUGCCGACAACCGCGGCAAGCCGCUGCGCGCCCUCAUCUUCGACUCCUACUACGACUCGUACAAGGGCGUGGUGGUGCAGUUUCGUGUCAUGGACGGCGAGCUGCGGCGGGGCGACCUGGUCAAGUUCAUGAACACGGGGUGCGAGUACGACAUCACAGAGCUGGGGGUGCUCAGCCCCAAGGCCGUCGAGGUGGACUCCCUGUACGCGGGUGAGGUGGGAUACCUGGCCGCCUCCAUCAAGCAGGUGGCCGACGCGCGCGUGGGCGACACGGUGACGCUCAAGAAGCAGCCCGCGGCGGAGGCGCUGGGCGGGUACACCGAGGCGCAGCCCAUGGUCUUCUGCGGCCUCUUCCCGACCGAUGCGGACCAGUACCCUGAGCUGCGAGAGGCGCUGCUGAAGCUGCAGCUCAACGACGCGGCGCUCAAGUUUGAGCCUGAGGUGUCGUCGGCCAUGGGCUUUGGCUUCCGCUGCGGCUUCCUGGGCCUGCUGCACAUGGAGAUUGUGCAGGAGCGUCUGGAGCGGGAGUACGACCUGGACCUGAUCACCACCGCCCCCACCGUCGUCUUCAAGGCCGUCACCACCGACGGCACCGAGCACAUCGUGGACUGCCCCUCCAAGCUGCCCCCAGGAAACCGCCUGGACUCCAUCUCGGAGCCGUACGUGCGCCUGGAGGUGAUCACGCCCAAGGAGUAUGUGGGGAGCAUCAUGGAGCUGGCGCAGCAGCGGCGGGGCGAGUACGUGGACAUGCAGUAUCUGACUGAGACGCGCACCACGCUGGUGUACAACCUGCCCCUGGCUGAGGUGGUCACCGACUUCUUUGAUGCGCUCAAGUCGCGCAGCCGGGGGUACGCCUCCAUGGAGUAUGCGCUGACGGGGUACCGCGAGAACGACCUGGUACUGCUGGACAUCAAGAUCAACGGCGAGAUGGUGGAGCCGCUGGCCGCCAUUGUGCACAGGGACAAUGCUUACUACGUGGGCAAGGCGCUGGUGAAGCGGCUCAAGGAGCUGAUCCCGCGGCAGCAGUUCAAGGUGCCCAUCCAGGCGGCCAUCGGCGCUCGGGUGGUGGCCUCAGAGGCAAUCCCCGCGCUGCGCAAGGACGUGCUGGCCAAGUGCUACGGCGGGGACAUCAGCCGCAAGAAGAAGCUGCUGAAGAAGCAGGCGGCGGGCAAGAAGCGGAUGAAGUCUCUGGGGAAGGUGGACGUGCCGCAGGAGGCCUUCAUGGCGGUGCUGCAAAUCAACCGCGACACGGCGAGCAUGGACGAGUGA